Arvicola amphibius (Eurasian water vole) is the source of this 1306-nucleotide messenger RNA. RefSeq lists its product as uncharacterized. The coding region runs from base 1 to 789 and encodes 262 amino acids. The transcript has 3 exons. Lineage: Eukaryota; Metazoa; Chordata; Mammalia; Rodentia; Cricetidae. The record is from RefSeq and is a predicted model, not a curated record.
AUGGCAAAGGACCCUAGUAGGUCACAUGGGCAUUCUGUUAAAGCUCACGAAGAGCCACAGCCCAGAGAGGAAUGGUACAAUUAUGGGAUGAGGGACUUGCCGGAGGUGAAGAGGGACAAUGUCUCACAAAGUCUAAAACCAGGCCAUAACGCUGCCUCCUUCAAACAGGUGAGCCUGGGAUUCCAUCUCAGAACACAGGACAGAGCUCAGGGCUGGCUUCUUCUACAAGAAGAAAUUGAAAUCAAGAGGAAAGGAAGGAGCGGAAGGCUUCCCGUUGCCCUCUUCCUGUGUUGCAGCCAGAGGAGGGCUGGUUCACAGAACAAGACCCACAUAGUUCUUGCUGGUGGUUUGAGCAGCGUGUGCCUCCUUUUAGAAAGCCUUCUCUACCAAGAUCAGAAUCAUUGGCCUUCCAAGAUCAGUGACCUACUUCUUUACCCAAGCCUCCAUCGUCUCUGGCCCGCCCCGCCCUGUGAUCGCCCACACGUUCUGCUGCACAAACGCACAAGGUGGUCAUUUUUCUCUGAAAACUUUCUUCCCUUGGGACUUUGCUCUGCCUGCUCCUCCCUGGAGCAGCCUCGUCUCCCAUGGCUUUCCCAACCAUGCUCUCCCAGGGAUGCUCACCUGCCCGGCCCCUCAGACGUGCAAUCACAGCAGGACCAGCCUAGGAGCAGGGAACGUUGUGUGCGCAACCUGUAUCACUCACUUCAUCUAACUGUCAGGGUGACCCUAGGAGAGGAAGAGAAUUGUGACAAAGUUGAGAGACACAGAGCUCCAGAGUCACCCAGCUAAGGAAAGAGAAAGCCAGGAACCAAAUCUAUGAUAAUGGCAGGUUACCACAGUCAUUUGCAAGGUCCCUUAUCCAAAACAGGCAGAACCUUUCCUCGUCCUCCUGGGGUCUGGUCACUCCUCCCUGAGUUCCCACAUCUACGUACUUAUAAACAAUUGCAGUCUACUCCACGCUGUCAUACAAGGCUGUCAUUUGUGCGUGUGUCUCAUUCCCCCAACUACAGAGUGAGUUCUUUAGAUGAAGAACCGUAUUGCGGCUGCACUGCAUAUAGCAGAGGUAGUGCGUGUGGUCACUGAAUAAAUAAGUGAAUGAAAGAGUUGAUGGAGCAAUGGGAAGCAAGGGUUAUAGGCUCGGUGUAAAUUCUUUCUGACGUAACUUGAUGUACUACAAAGGCAACUGUGCCUAGAUCUGUUCAGCUUAGGGAUUGUCCUCACUGGGACCGCAAGGAUGGAGGACACACAGACACACGAACAGAAAAGCUGGAUUUGGGUAAGCUGCGUGCUCUGAUGGUGACACACC